GGCGCGAUCGGUGACGCCACUGUCGACAGUUAGCGGUCGUUCGUCGAUCCGAGCGGUUGUUGGAUUGUUGCGUCACAAAACGUUCUAGUUCGGCGCGCCUUCCUGUCACUUUCGUCAACGAGCGAUAGUGCGUUACAGCAAUCGGAACGGAGCGGAACGUAGUAAAGAUGGGUGAGAAAGCUGAGCACAUCGUUAUGACGCCAAAGUGCAAGACGGCCAACUCCACGACGUUGAUAAUCGAGAGGCAGGCUCUGGACCCUCCGACGGAGAACGGGAACAACGUUCACGUCGCCGGUGGUGACCACAAGGGGAUCGUCAUUAACAAACAAGCCGUGGCCGUGACAAAUGGCGAGCUGCCUCCCGCUCAACUGUGCCUGCAAUUCAGAGUAUUCCUGGUGAGUGCGCAAACCGGCAAGCACACGCAGGAACAGAGGACCCUUCAAUUCUGGUUUGUCGAUACACUCGCCGAGGCGGAACAGCCGAGCGUCGCACAAGAAUUUUUUCGAGAGCUCGUUACGCCGCAGGAGUUCCCUAGAGAUUACGUGGGAUUUAUUAAAAAGAUAAUGAAAUUGAUGCAACAUAAAUAUCCAAGUAUUAAAAAAUUGGAAGUGGAAUUGAGGCAGUUGGAAGAGCCAAUCACCCUUCCAAGCAGGCCAUCUACUGGUCACUUACUAUUCACACUUCCUCCCUCUGAGAAAGUUAUGUGGAGCUCAGUAUCUACAGACGAAACCGUUAUGGGUCAAGUGAUUGAGCUAACGGUAGAAAAAGUUCUGGAGCUUAUUGAGUCUGCCUAUCCGAAUCCAGUCACCGUGGUUGACAUCGCAAAGGAACAUGGGUGGGAACCAUCUGCUGUGGAGACUAAAUUGAAAGAGCUUCAAGAGAAAGGGCUCGUUAAAGCAAUGGAUCAUGGCGCUUUUACACGUGUUGUUGAAGAUACCCAAGUCCAAGUGGUAAAACAGAUGCCAACGAUGGCAAGCGCGAAACAACCCACCAUAGCUAUCAUUACAGCUCAAUAUUGUGAAAAACUAGCUGUGGAUUCGUUGAUGGAGAACAAGGAAACCUUUGUUCGCUACACCACUGUUGGUACCGCAAGCUCACCGACAGAUACGAUAGACGGGAUUCCGCGAGUGAUAUGCCGUUUUGGGGAAUCAAAUGUAUAUACUUUGGGCAAUGUCGGUACGCAUCGGAUUGUGUGCACUAAAUUGCCAACUGUGGGACACACCAGGGAAGCAAUGACCGCGGCUGGCAAUACUACUACUAGAUUGUUAGGUACAUUUCAAAAAGUGGAUUUUGUCUUUCUCGUCGGAGUUGGUGGUGGUGUCCCUCAUUAUACAGAUUACAAUAAACACGUGCGAUUGGGCGAUGUAGUGAUAUCGCAUCCGACGCCGCUCAAUAAGAAAUACGCGUAUGUUUAUUGCGAAAGUGCCAAGAUGAACGAGAGCGGAAACUAUCAUUUUGAGACCAAGGAGUAUUGCCCGCCGAAUCUCAGUCUUCAAGAAAUCGCAGCGACUCUCAAGAAACAGGCUGAAAACGAAGCGUUUCCACCGUGGCAGACAUACAUGAGAGAAGGUCUGCAGAAUCUGGUCAAUCAAUCGGAGCAUGACUUUAAUGCGCCACCACCCGAAUCUGAUAAGCUGUACAUGGCAAUUGGGGAGCGGGACGUCAUCGAGGUGUCUCAUCCAAUCGCUCCCCAAGAUUCCAUAAAUAAGAGAAUUGACGGAUACUUCCGAAUUCAUUUGGCGCCGGUAGCGUCCGGUCGACAAGUCGCGCGAGACGAUCAACUCAGGCAAAAGUUUGCGAGUCGAUUCGGCGCGCUCGCAUUCGACGCGGAAAUGGAUGCUGUCGUAGAGAGCAUCUUGGGUAAUUGCCGCGAGAAUUUCGUUGUAAUUCGUGGGAUUGCCGAUUACAAAGACGGUACUCGAAUCAAAGAGUGGCAGCCUUACGCGGCACUGGCGGCAGCCAGUGUAAUGAAAGCUAUAAUCUGUGCUAUGGAUCCACCAACUAAUGACUAAUAUCGCUUCUCGUCUAGUUUUUCUCACUUGAUUUUACACGGCGUGCAACGCGACGCGCAGAAUUUUUCAUAGGGCAAAGGAUAAGGUCUAAAAUCAAAAGGCGGAUUAGCGCAUAUUGCACAAAGUGCACAGAAAUUAUUGAGCUACUUUUAGUAGGUUCUUUACUAAAUUAAAUAAUAUUUACGGUUAAACAGAGGGUUGCACAAUACUUUAUAUUACAGAACAAUCAAUGCGCCGCGCUCAAAUCUUACAAUUUUUUUAGUGCCAUUUUUACAACAUUUACUUACAACAUUACUUUUUUUUAAGACGUUUUUAUCCAAUAUUCAAUCUGAAAUCAAGACAGUCAAAUACUUUCGAGAGCAUCGAGAAAAAUAUUUGACUGUCAUUGGUCAUGAGUUUUUAUUAAAUUCUGCUUCAAGUUUUUACACGUCAAGGCUUGAAAAGAAAAUAGUGCCAUUGUUACUUCCCAUAAUUGACGCAUAAUUUUUGCAAUCAGAUAAUUUUUUUCUUAGUGAAAAUAAACUUACGUGCAUUCGUGUUAGAUGUAUGUUAGCUGGGAAACGUGUUACGAACACAUACAUGUUCGACCGUGAACACCAAACAAUCAGAGGCAACAAAGACUAAUGACGCUUUAAAAAAAUCAUUCUCUAGAUAGGUAAUGAAUUUAAUAGUGACUGUCUAACUUAUCUAAUAGCGCUACUGUUGCAUUCGUACUUGCUAUGGUUAGGACGAUUAGACGUUGCACCAAGUCCAAACGAGAUACCAGUUAGGCAAAUUAUAAACUGUUCUAGUGGUAGGUAUGACAGACGCAACUAUGGAACUGAAAGUACAUUUGACAGUAUUUACCAAAUCGAAAUGAAAUUGUCGUUACAGUAUAUCGCUGAAGUAAUUAUUAAAUGUUUACCAGAGUAUAUAUUGACGUUUUCAACAGAUAUAUAUGCAUUCUAUAUUCACACGGUAUACAUCUACGAGGAUCAAUGAACAAGAGCAUUUUUCUAGAUUACAGAGAUGCGCAACAAAGGUUUCUAUUACAAUGUGCCAACGUGUUCAUACUUGUUAAAUUCACUGCCCUUUUAAAAUCUGGAUACUAUCCUCGUAAAGUUUUUCGAGACUAAUUUUCUCUAUCCUUAGAUAAAAUCUCAUUGGUAUACUAAUUCUUUCGAUAUAAUUAAGGGCUUCUACAUUUACAGGGUAGUUGACAAAAACUUAAUAUCUAAAUAUCAAAUUUAACAAUGGACCUAAAGCAUAGAAAAAGAUGUGCUAUACAUAUAUGACAUAUGUAUAUGUGUUAAUGGUGAAAGGAAUCUUGAAAUUUUAACAAAAGUC
Vollenhovia emeryi is the source of this 3338-nucleotide messenger RNA. RefSeq lists its product as uncharacterized. Gene Ontology annotation, biological process: nucleoside metabolic process. Bases 168 to 2012 code for a protein of 614 amino acids. Gene Ontology annotation, molecular function: catalytic activity. The transcript is spliced from 13 exons. Lineage: Eukaryota; Metazoa; Arthropoda; Insecta; Hymenoptera; Formicidae. The record is from RefSeq and is a predicted model, not a curated record.